Molecule: messenger RNA, 1188 nt
Organism: Eucalyptus grandis
Lineage: Eukaryota; Viridiplantae; Streptophyta; Magnoliopsida; Myrtales; Myrtaceae
Product: TMV resistance protein N-like
Exons: 4
Coding region: 1-1188 (395 amino acids)
Biological process (GO): defense response
Source: RefSeq, a predicted model, not a curated record
AUGUUGGAGAUGCCUAUAGAUCAAGCAAUUCAACUUUUCAGUAGGCAUGCCUUUAGAAGUGAUACUCCUCCAGAAGGUUGCUACAAUUUCUCGAAAGAAGUCGUUUCAAGCAUAGGAAGGCUUCCUUUGACUUUGGAAGUUGUGGGUUCUCGUUUUGCCAAUACAUUUAGAUCAGAGUGGGACGAAACAUUGGAGGACUUAAAGCAAGUGCCACAUAGGCGCGUAAGAAAAACACUGAUGAUGAGUAUCAAGAGAUUGGAUGACAUAGAAAAAGCCAUAUUCCUAGACAUAGCAUGUUUUUGCAUAGGGGAGGAUAAGACUUAUGCGGAUUACAUGUGGCGUAGUAGUGGAUAUUCUCCACGCAGCGCAAUUGAUGUUCUUCUGCUCAUGUCAUUGAUAAAGAUCGAUGAGUUCAAUAGGUUCUGGAUGCAUGAUGAAGUUCGAGAUCUAGGAAGGUACAUUGUCAAGGAAGAGAAUUUUGAAGAUGCCGGAGAGCGCCGUUGGGUGCGGAUUGAUGAGAAUACUCUAGACAUGCAAAGCUGCAACAAGGAAAAACAAGCUGUACGAGCACUCAGUUUGGAUAUUAGUUAUGAGUUAACAGCCGAAGAAUUAGCCUAUUUGCCAAUGCUGAGCGACAAAUCUUCAACUGGUGAAUUUGGUUGUGCUCAACCUUUCGAGGAGCAUGAUCACUCACAAUUGGGGUGGAUGGAGGCAAAUCAAGAUUUUUCCAACUUCCAGAGCUUGUCAGUUAUCUCUAUCAGCGGUUGUUUAACGCCACGUGUGCCCAAUCUAUCGCGCUUGAAGAGGUUACAAGAGUUACGACUUCAUGAGUUCCCCAAACUAGAGGAGAUUCCAGGUUUGGGGGAAUUGGAAUCACUGAAGUUUCUACAAAUUAGCGAGUGCAGUGGGAUUGAACAAUUGUCUGACCUGUCAAAGUUGAUAAAGCUAAGGCAUCUUGAGCUAUUAUAUUGUAGAAAGUUGAGAGCUAUCGAAGGUUUUAAAGAAUUGAAUUCUCUAAAGAAUGUGAAGAUUAUAGAUUGCAUGUCCUUAGAAAGCUUGCCCAAUGUGCCGACAUUCACCAAGUUGGACAUGGACUGGAGGUUGCGUCGAGAAGCUGCAAAACUCACCAUUCAGUCUACUAUAUUGGGGAAGCGAAUGCGACGUCGGAACUUGCAAAACUUGAAGUAG